Dendronephthya gigantea is the source of this 3010-nucleotide messenger RNA. RefSeq names its product synaptic vesicle 2-related protein-like. The record is from RefSeq and is a predicted model, not a curated record. Gene Ontology annotation, cellular component: membrane. Bases 284 to 1711 code for a protein of 475 amino acids. NCBI's taxonomy places the organism in Eukaryota, Metazoa, Cnidaria, Anthozoa, Malacalcyonacea, Nephtheidae. Gene Ontology annotation, biological process: transmembrane transport. Gene Ontology annotation, molecular function: transmembrane transporter activity. The transcript has 2 exons.
CGAAGAUUUGCUAUCCUGAAAUAUACUGUCGCUAUGAAACUAGAUCUAUGAGUUUGCUGUUUGAACGGUUCGUAAACAGAAGUAUAAUGGCCACUCCAGUGUGUUAUGAGAUCAGCAGGGAUGAUCAGUAACUGCACGUGACCAGUUUGGUCGCAAAUAUAUCCUUUCUGGUCAGCGGACAAGCAUACUACCAAAACUUUUUUCCAAUACAGAUCAAACUGGAAUCAACGACUUGAUUGGAAAUACAGUAACGGAAAAAUCUCAAUCCUGUUUCAUCCAGACUAUGUCGAUUUCUGGAACGAGUUCUGAGAAGCCGAAAGCAAAAUAUCAACGUAUUUCGGAUGAAAUCUCAGACGUCGACGAAGAAACUACAAAUUUGAAUGCUGACUUGCUUACAUUUCGUUCAAUCGACGAAAUUCUGGAUGAAACAGGAUUGAGAUUUUUUCAUUGGAAAGUUUUCCUGUUGAUGUGCGUUCAACUUAUGGCAAAUGCGAUUGAAUAUUCCAUUUUAUCCAUUGUACUUCCGAGUCUAAAAUCAGAUUGGAAAAUGUCUCCAAUCAUGGCCGGAGUAUUGACUCUCUCGAUGUCUGUCGGUAUGCUGGUAGGAUCACCUUUUUGGGCGUGGCUGUCGGACAAAUACGGCAGAAAGUGCUCAUUUAUCGGGAGUGGAAUGUUCAUACUUGUCUUCGCAUUGAUGAGCGCGUUUUCAACGAACUACUACUGGCUUUGGAUAAGCCUUUUCUUUGUCGGAUUCGGAGUUACGACUGUAGAUCUGAGUUAUGUUGUAAUAGUGGAAUUCUUCCCGCUGAAAUAUCGAAAUAUGUUUUCAGUAUUAACCACGCUGUUCUGGACAUUGGGAUUUCUACUUUCGGCUGUUGUUUCAAUGAAGCUUUCGGUGAUCGGUUAUCAUUGGGCUCUGGCUACCGUGUGUUUUCCGACUGCAAUUUUUCUUAUCGGUAUGAUAUUUCUCCCGGACACUCCCUAUUAUCACCUUGCAGCUGGGAACGAGCAGAAAGCUUUGAACAUUCUACAAGAUUUGGCGCCUGAAAUGGAUUUCAGCGACACAAGACUUCGGAAACACAAUCCCCAGACACAGAGGGCAGAUUUCACACAGCUAUUUCGAUCAGGUUAUUGGAAAAUCACAAUAUGCGCUUGUAUCGCCUAUUUUGGAACCCUGGUGACGUAUGACGGUUUAAUAUACACCGCGUCUGACGUUGCAGGCAGUCAAAAUUCAACAUCUUCAACGAAUGGCACGCGAAACAGUGAAAAUAUGCAUUCCAUUAUGGCCUGGAUGAACUUGCCUGAGAUUGUGAUCGUUUUCAUAACUGGUUUAAGUUGCUACGUUUUUAGAGUAAAAAUUUUAACCCUAAUUAUUAUAGUCUUGGCAAUUUUAUCACAGAUUAUCGCUUUGUUUGUCGUAAACCAUAGAAUGCCAUUACUCAUAGCCACAAUGUUAUCUCGAAGUUUCCUCGCGACAAACACGUGUCUAAUGUCGUUAUUCGCAUCGCUGGUUUACCCGACAGAAAAUCGUAGCAUUGGAGUUGGAGCUUGUGUGUGUGUUGGAAGCAUUGGGACAAUUCUAGGACCGUUCAUCUUCGAGACAUUCUUUGCCCAAAAAUACCUCAACGGAAUUGUAUUUAAUCUUGUGAUAUUAUCGGUGACAAUUAUAGCAACUGUCUUGCUGCCGUCGCAAAGCGCCACCUUAAGCUAAGAUACAUUGGUCAAAUUUAUAUGCGUAGUUUGAAACAAUUUUUAUUAAUGUGCGUGUCCACACCAGCUGACGAAGUUUUUGAGAUUAGAGUUGAAGUUUUCAACUGGUAAAUUCAAGAUAUUAGUUUGAAAGAUUUGGAAACACACUAUACGAUUUCUACACGACUAUAUAUCCAUAAUACUUUAUACUUUAGCUUAUCUUUUCGAAAGUGGUGAAAAUGGAACCAUUGGGCAAAUUUAAACGGUUUUUACAAAGUUUGUCGAUUUCCACAGCGAGCCCAGAGAAGUCGAUUGCAAGUCAAAACAACGAAGUCCGUGCAAAAUACCAAUAAAUCAAGAUUUCAGAUGAUUGCACCGAAUUGUAUUUAGGCUUUUGAUAUUAUUGGGGUCAUAUAUAGCAACUGUCUUCCUAUAUAACCAAAUCUCGUAAAUCAGAUUUUCCGAUGAUGUCAAUGAUAAAGCUUUUGAGAGCAUCGGUAAAUAACGUAACACAGUCUGUAAAUAAUCAUGUAAAUAGAACAACUCUUGAUAGCAAUCCCGUUCAACGAAAUUCAAACUUAAAGCCGCCUGAUUUUAAUAUAUAAAAUUUAAAGGGGCUUAAAGUGGCAAACUUAAAUAUAAAUAGUCUUUUAAAACAUAUUGAUGAAAUUCGCUUUCUGCUGUUUGAUAAUCCGUUUGAUAUCUUGGCUACUAAUGAAACUAGAUUAUAUUCCUCAAUCCCGGAUUCGGAAAUGUAUGUUAAUAAUUACAACCUUCUCCGUUUUGAUCGAAAUAGAUUUGGGGGUGGUGUGCCUUUUUAAAUAAAGAAAGAUAUAUAAAGGUUCAUCUAAGAGAAAAGAUCUAGUCCCUGAUAAUCUAGAAAUGCUGUGGCUUGAGAUUACUAGACAACACAGUAAGCCUUAAUAGCUACUUAGUAUCGACCACCUAAUAGACCUUUUUUAUCAUGACGUCAGACGCGGAAAGUUUGAUGUUACAUGAAAUUGAUUGGUUCCACAAAACUAUCGAGCCAAUCGAACUUCAUGUAACAUUAGACAUUCCGCGUUUGACGUCAUUAUUAAAAAGGUCCAUUGUGAACUCGAUAGAUUUACUGAUUUGAAUUGUUUCUUUUUAAAUGCGAUACAGGAAAUAAGGAGCUAAUUUUGGUUGGAGAUUUAAACUGCGACAUCAGCAAACCAGUUACUGAUUCACAAACUCGGCAGCUGCAAUCUAUAAGCACUUUAUAUCAAGUAACGUAAGUUAUAUGCAUGUCUUGCUCCUUUCGCAAAGCUCCACCUUAAUUAAGUUACAUAACAAGGACCAU